Molecule: messenger RNA, 2673 nt
Organism: Plasmodium reichenowi
Lineage: Eukaryota; Apicomplexa; Aconoidasida; Haemosporida; Plasmodiidae
Product: general transcription factor 3C polypeptide 5, putative
Exons: 1
Coding region: 1-2673 (890 amino acids)
Biological process (GO): transcription initiation at RNA polymerase III promoter
Cellular component (GO): transcription factor TFIIIC complex
Source: RefSeq, a predicted model, not a curated record
AUGAUUGAGGAAGGUAGCGAAAAGGAGGAUAAAUCUUUUGUUAGAGUUUAUAAAAAUAAAGAUAAAAAUAAAGAAAUACAUUUUGAAACAGUUCGAAAAGAUGAAUAUAUUUGUGUAGAAAUCCCAGGAAGAAUCAAAAAGGGUUCGAAUGGAUUGUCAGCUGUGGAAAGUUUAGGAGGUUUACAUAAAAUUACAGAAGUAUUUAAUCAUCAUAAGAAUAAAUAUAAUUAUGAUGAAACUAUUGUUUUACGAAUUAAUAAUAAUGAUAUGUAUUCUUCUUUCAUAUCAGCUACCUGUACAAAAGUUAAUAAUAUAUUAAUUAAAAUAAAAAGAACAAGGAAAAAUAAUUAUAAGUUUGAAUUCCUUGGUUUUGUUAAAUACUUUUAUUAUUUUAAUAAUAUGAGCGAUUUUUAUUAUAUUCCAUCAUUCUAUAAUAGAUAUGAUUAUAAUACAAACUAUAUUCAUCUUUUACAAAAAGGAAAGACAUCUCAAAAAAAAAAAAACAUAAACACUCAACAAGAAAAUAAAGAUACAGAACAAAGAAAGAAAAAAAAGAAGAAAAAAAAAAAAAAGAAUCAGAAAAAUGAAAAUAUAAAAGAUGUAGAAAAACAAAAUGAAAAAAAUGAUCCAAAUCAAAAUUAUCAGCAAAAUAUUUGUGAUAUAAAUUUAUUAAAUAACGAUAACUUUUUUCUUUUCAAUAAUAAUAACAUAUAUAAUAGUACGAAUAAUACACAAAAUAUAAAUACGGUAAAUAUCACAAAUAUGACAAAUUAUUAUAAUUCAAACCAAGAAUUAAACAAAAUUAUAGAUAUAGAAAAACAUAACAUAAAUCAAAAUAAUUUAUAUAACAAUCUUGAUCAAAAUUCUGUGAACAAUAAUAAUAAUAUUUGUGGUAACCCAUGUGACGUGAGGAAUGAUCCAAUUUAUUAUAAUAUUUCAAUGAACAGCUCGCAAAAUAUAAUGAAUAAUAAACUCACAGAAUUGAAUGCUAACACAGGGCUUCCCGAAUUUUCACCAUAUGAACAAUUUUCUUCUUUUCCUUAUCAUAACGAAGAAAUGGAAUUAUUAUAUAAACAACUAUUGGAUAAAAAAAUAUUUAAAGACGAUGAUUUAUCAUAUGAUAAUAAUAAUAAUAAUAAUAAUAAUAAUAAUAUGGAUAGAGAAAGAAGUUAUUCCUCAGAUGAAAGUGAAGCCUUUGAAUUACAUUGUUCUAUUCAUAGUAAAUGUAUAAAUCCUUAUGAUUAUAAAAGUUAUGAGUCUCAUAUUACAAAUAAAUAUAUAAGAGAGUAUAAGCAUAUUAUAAGUAAAUUUUCUCCACCUAUUAAUUCAAAGGAGGAAAUAAAACAAGGAGAUCUGGAAUUUUUUUUAAAAGGAUUGAUACACACAACAAGUAAUGAUCUUGUGUCAAAUGUUUCGAUAAAUACAACAAAUGAUACUAAUAAUAAAAAUGACCAUGUUGGUAAUAUAAAUAAAUAUAAUCAUAAUUAUGAUUAUAAUCAUAUUAUUCCAAAUGUUAAUAAUUCAAACGAGGACCAUAACCAAAUGGAUCCAAUCACCAUUGAUGAUUUAUACAAUGAAGAAAAUAAUUUAAUGUUAAAUAAAAAAAGUAAAAAUGAAGAUAUUAAUAAUUAUAGUAAUAAAAUUAUUGUUACCAAAAAACCUGUACAUUGUAAUCCUAUAGCUAAAUAUGAUGAUGAACAUUUACCGAUCAAUCCUUUUGAAUCAGCUUUAAAAAAAUAUGUCUCAGAUGAAUUAUAUAACAGGGUUAAAUUGCUUUUUGAAAUUAGGCCAAUAUGGUGUAAAGAUGUUUUAUUAGAACAUGUUGAAAAUAUAAGUACCUAUUGUUUAAAAAGCUGUUUUUCAAAAAUCUGUUUUUAUUUUGCUGACGGUCCAUGGAGAAGAACCUAUUGUAAAUAUGGAUAUGAUCCUCGUAAAGAUCCAACAAGUUAUAUAUAUCAAACCAUCGAUUUCAGAUAUAAUCUUAGUAGAGAAAUAAAAUCAAAAGAUAUAGAAGAGAUAAAUAAAUGUAUUUCUAAGAAAAAGUUAUAUAUAGAUACUACCAUAACCAAUUUGUUAAAAAAGCGGAAAAAAAAUAAAGUAUCCAAUAUUAUGGCACAACAUAAUAAUAAAAAUAAUCCAGACAAUUUAAUGAAUGAUAAUUUUAAAAAGAGAGAAUAUGAAAUAACUUAUGAUAAAAGGAAUAAUAUAAUAAACUCACAUUAUAAUGUACAAAAUAUUAUAAAUGACGGAAAUAAUAUUAUGUAUGGGGAGACACCUAAUUCUUCAAAUGACUUCAAUAGUUAUUUAAUAAAUAAAGAAAGCCAUAAUUAUAAUAUUUAUCAAAACGAGACAUAUGAUAAAGAAGAAAAUAUUUUUUUUCAUAAGGAUGAAGAAAUUAAUGAAAUCCUUCAAUUUUUGAAAAAAUCCAAUACCAUAUCUCUUAUGGAACAUUUUCGUUCGGAAGCACAUUUUUCUGUCACACCAUUAAAACUGUCAACAAUGUAUCAAUUUAUAGAUAUAUAUGACAAUAAUGUAAUGAACUUUUUGUUAAAUCUCAAAACGCAAAAAGUUUGUUCACGAGAAAAUGGAUGGAUCGAUAGUAAAGAUCUAGCCAAAAUCAGAGACAUUUUAUCAGUCCGAUCCGUUACAUUACGAAGAGCUCAUUUUAAAUGA